UUCACCGGACUUCUGGAAGGAUAAGCUGUCACUCACCAAGGAACCUAGAGAACUACUGUCAGGCUUGAGUCAGACGUCUUUCUUUGCCCACAAACAUGCUGUGAUGAAACACAGUAGAUCUGCUACGAAAUGCUCUGGCUUCCAUUACAAGGAAACACCUAGGAGAACAAUGCUUUGCUCACCAGAGAAGGUGGGAAUGAGAUCCCGAAAUCAAGGUGCUGAAAGCUCAUCAAACGGGCAUUUCUCCUGCCCUCAACCCUCCACCAUCACCAUUGCUGAAGAUAAAAACCUUCCAGAAGAUGCAAAGAAAAAGAAAAAAACAAACAAAAAGGAGAGUGAUGUCAUGGUCUCAGCAACAGUCAAACGACACUUGAAAACAUCUGGAGAAAGAGAACAGGGGAACAAGAAAUCUCUCGAGUUAUCCAAAGAAGACCUCAUCCGACUGCUCAGUAUAAUGGAGGGAGAAUUGCAGGCCAGGGAAGAUGUGAUCCACAUGCUGAAGACAGAAAAAACCAAGCCCGAAGUUUUAGAGGCUCACUAUGGAUCAGCAGCACCAGAGAAUGUCCUUCGGGUUCUGCACAGAGAUGCCAUCCUGGCCCAGGAAAAGUCCAUAGGAGAAGAUGUAUAUGAGAAACCAAUUUCAGAGCUGGACAGGCUCGAAGAAAAACAAAGAGAAACCUAUCGGCGCAUGUUGGAACAGCUCCUGUUGGCAGAGAAGUGCCACAGGCGCACUGUUUAUGAGCUAGAAAACGAGAAGCACAAGCACACGGAUUACAUGAACAAAAGUGAUGACUUCACCAACCUCCUGGAACAGGAACGUGAAAGGUUAAAAAAGCUUCUUGAACAGGAGAAGAUCUAUCAAGCUCGAAAAGAAAAAGAAAACACCAAGAGGCUCAAUAAAUUGAGAGAUGAACUGGUGAAACUCAAGUCAUUUGCCCUCAUGCUGGUAGAUGAAAGACAAAUGCACAUUGAACAACUUGGCCUGCAAAGCCAGAAGGUGCAAGACCUCACACAGAAACUAAAGGAAGAAGAGGAGAAACUGAAAGCUAUUACUUCAAAAUCCAAAGAAGAUAGGCAAAAGCUACUUAAGUUAGAAGUAGACUUUGAACAUAAGUCUUCAAGGUUCUCUCAAGAGCAUGAAGAGAUGAACGCUAAAUUGGCCAAUCAGGAAUCUCACAACAGGCAGCUUAGGCUUAAGCUGGUAGGUUUGACUCGAAGAAUUGAGGAACUGGAAGAAACCAACAAGAACCUUCAGAAGGCUGAGGAAGAACUUCAGGAGCUAAGAGAUAAAAUAGCCAAAGGGGAAUGUGGGAACUCUAGCCUGAUGGUGGAGGUGGAAAACCUCCGAAAGCGUGUGCUGGAAAUGGAGGGCAAAGAUGCGGAGAUCACCAAAACGGAAUCGCAGUGUCGAGAACUGAAGAAGAAACUGCAGGAAGAAGAACACCACAGCAAAGAGCUCAGGCUCGAAGUUGAGAAGCUACAGAAGAGAAUGGCCGAACUGGAGAAGCUGGAAGAGGCUUUCAGCAAGAGCAAAUCGGAGUGCACACAGUUGCACUUGAACCUGGAAAAAGAGAAAAACUUAACCAAAGACCUGAUAAACGAAUUGGAAGUGGUGAAGAGUCGAGUUAAAGACCUUGAAUCUUCUGAAAGCCGAUUAGAAAAGGCUGAAAUGACUUUAAAGGAUGAUCUGACAAAGCUGAAGUCAUUUACUGUGAUGCUGGUCGAUGAAAGGAAAAAUAUGAUGGAAAAAAUAAAACAGGAAGAAAGAAAAGUAGAUGGUCUCAAUAAAAAUUUCAAGGUGGAGCAAGGGAAGGUUAUGGAUGUGACUGAGAAACUAAUUGAUGAAAGUAAGAAGCUUUUAAAACUUAAGUCUGAAAUGGAGGAAAAGGUAUAUAGCUUGACAAAAGAGAGAGAUGAGUUAAUGGGCAGGUUGAAAAGUGAAGAAGAAAAAUCCUCUGAGCUGAGUUGUAGUGUUGACAGAUUAAAGAAGAGGCUGGAUGGCAUGGAGGAAGUGGAACGAGAAAUAACCAGAAGUAGAUCCCGAAAAGGACCUGAACUCACCUGCCCAGAAGAUAAUAAGAUUAAAGAAUUAACACUGGAAAUAGAAAGACUGAAAAAGCGUCUCCAACAAUUAGAAGUAGUUGAAGGAGACUUGAUGAAGACAGAGGAUGAGUAUGAUCAGCUGGAGCAAAAAUUCAGAACUGAGCAGGAUAAGGCUAACUUCCUCUCUCAACAGCUGGAGGAGAUAAAGCACCAGAUUGCAAAAAAUAAAGCAAUUGAGAAAGGUGAGGCUGUGAGUCAGGAGGCUGAGCUAAGACAUCGAUUCCGGUUGGAAGAGGCCAAGAGUAGAGACUUGAAGGCUGAAGUACAAGCUCUGAAAGAGAAGAUUCAUGAGUUAAUGAACAAAGAAGACCAGCUUUCUCAGCUACAGGUGGACUACUCAGUUCUUCAACAAAGGUUUAUGGAAGAGGAAAGCAAGAACCGAAACAUGGGACAGGAAGUCCUUAACUUGACAAAAGAGUUAGAGCUCUCUAAGCGUUAUAGCCGAGCUCUAAGGCCAAGUGUGAAUGGAAGGAGGAUGGUAGAUAUUCCUGUAGCAUCUACUGGUGUGCAGACAGAUGCAGUUAGCAAUGAAGCAGCAGAGGAAGAAACCCCAGCUGUGUUUAUAAGAAAAUCCUUUCAAGAAGAGAAUCAUAUUAUGAGCAAUCUUCGGCAGGUGGGGCUAAAGAAGCCCAUGGAGCGUUCAUCUGUACUGGACAGGUAUCCUCCAGCAGCAAAUGAGCUUACAAUGAGAAAAUCUUGGAUUCCAUGGAUGAGAAAAAGAGAAAAUGGUCCCCAAACUACUCCAGAGAAAGGGCCUCAAGCCAAUUCUAGUCCAGGACAUCCUGGAGAGGUGGUUCUUUCACCAAAGCAGGGCCAGCCUCUUCACAUUCGGGUGACUCCUGAUCAUGAGAAUAGCACAGCUACUCUAGAGAUAACUAGUCCAACAUCUGAAGAAUUUUUUUCUAGCACCACUGUCAUUCCUACCUUAGGGAACCAAAAACCUCGGAUCACCAUUAUUCCCUCACCAAAUGUCAUGUCUCAGAAAUCAAAAGGGAGUGACACAACAUUGGGGCCAGAACGUGCCAUGUCACCAGUCACAAUAACUACAUUCUCGAGAGAGAAGGUUCCUGAGGGUGGCAGGGGAACUUUUAUGGACAGACCCACAUCCCCUAUUCAGAUAAUGACAGUAUCAACAUCUGCUGCACCAGCAGAGAUCUCUGUAUCUCCAGAAUCAAAGGAAAUGCCCAUAGGAAGGACUGUCUUCAAAGUAACCCCAGAAAAACAGACUGUCCCAACUCCAGUACGAAAAUUCAACUCCAAUGCCAACAUCAUAACCACAGAGGACAACAAAAUUCACAUUCACUUGGGUUCACAAUUUAAACGAUCCCCUGGGGCGUCUGCUGAAGGGGCAAGUCCACUUGUUACAGUUAGACCAGUCAAUGUGACAGCUGAAAAGGAGGUUGCCACUGGAACUGUCCUUCGUUCUCCUAGGAACAACUUUUCCUCAAGGCCUGGAGCAAGCAAAGUGACUAGCACCAUCACUAUAACGCCUGCUACCACAUCAUCCACCAGGGGAACUCAGUCAAUGUCAGGACAAGAUGGGUCAUCUCAGCGGCCUACACCCACCCGCAUUCCUAUGUCAAAAGGUAUGAAAGCAGGAAAGGCAGUAGUAGCAGCCCCAGGAGCAGGAAAUCUGACCAAAUUCGAGCCUCGAGCAGAGACUCAGUCUAUGAAAAUAGAACUGAAGAAAUCUUCAGCCCGCAGCACUACCUCUCUUGGAGGGGGGAAGGGCUGAGGGCAGUGGCUAAGGGGAAAGCAUCAUCAUUCAUCAGUUACGGAUGAACUCUAGAUGAAAAACAAUACCAAGCAUAUACUUUGUGUGUGCGUCUCCUUUGAACCCCAGCUGGAUGAAUAUUACUUCCGCAGCCCUUUGCCAUCACCAUGGUCUUCUAUGCUACUGAUCACUAAUGGAAAUAAUUUACUACUUCCAAUGAAUGUUUUGGGGGUAGAAUUUUAUAGCUUAUGGCACCUUGCUAAUAUGGAAAUGGGUAACAAGAGCAAUACAGUCUCUGUGCCAACUGAAUUAUAUUCUCCUAUUUGCUAAACUUUAAGGUCCACUGGCACAUGCUUGUGUUUGUUGUUGUUAUUUGCUACAUAAUUUAUUUUUUAAAGUACACUUUGUAAUGUGAUUUUUCCAUUUCCAUAGUCGAUGGCACAUGGAAUUGUUGAAUAUACUGUCAAUUCCUAAGAGUGUUGAUAUUUUGUUUUCAAAAUUAUAAAGAAAUGUAAUGCCUUUUUUUAUUUUGGUUGAGCUAGGUAUUUUUAUGGAAAACAAGAAAUAAUAUUCUGUACAAUUUCCCAGGGUGAAUUUGUAGAUAAGACUUGAGAAGCACAAUAUCCUUACAGGGAACUUUUUUUUUUUUAUAUAGUGCUAUGGUUCUGAAUGUGGUUCAAUACUAAUAAAUAAUAGCUAUGGAAUAUGUCCUGAUUUCCAAGCUUGAUUUAAAAUAUUUUCCACUAUUUGUGGAAGCUGCUGUUACUUAAGAGUAUUUUUUGCCAAAACCCCAAAUUUGAUGCUAAUCACCCUGGGAAAUGAUACACCUAAUUGAAGUGCGGAAGCUUAACCUGACAUUAACCUGAUAUACUGUAACUUAAAAGCCAAUAAAAGCAUACCCCACUUAACUUGGUUCUGUGAAAAUGUGGUUUAAGGCAGAAUAACAUUAGAGGAGGGAAAAGAAUGUUACUGCUACUGAGGUUUCAAGCACCAGCUUAGACUGGAUCAUUUCAAACCACCUGAUUUGCAUCUCAGGGCAAAGGCCGAACAAUAUUACAUGAGGGUUUCUCAAUAUUAUGGCUGGGUUUGGUUACAGCGCAUUAUUGAUGUUAUUGCAAAAUGACAUUUAUCAGGGCAUGGUUACACAAGAUAUAAGCCUGUAGUUUCAGACUGACAAUUGAAGUGUUUUGCUACUUGUGGUAUGUAACGAUAAGUAUAGAUAAGAAGGGACUGUGUGCUGCUAGCAUAGCUUGGGUGAGGUCAACAUUUUGUUAUAUCUUCAGAGCUUAUCCUAUAUGAAAGUUUGAAGAUGAAAAGUGGCUAAGUGUGAUAAAAAUAAAUUAAGCACAGUUGCUAUUCACUGAUGGCUUUUGGGUAGGAUAGAUGAUUAUUAUGACAAAUCUUUAUGAACUGUUUUAAAGCUGAGAGAUGUGAUUUCUGAAAGCAAAGACAAUAUACCUUACUGAAAUCUCAUUGUCAGAGCUGCUAUUGAAUUCAGUUUUAUAUGAAAAUUUGCCCCAAAGUUUACUUGAAGUACUGACAUUUCUGUUUUUCUUUAACCUUUGUCAAUAUGAAAACAUUUUCAGUAGGUCCUAUAACAAAACAUAAUAUCUGGGAGCAACAUGGAAGGAGAAUGUACCUGACAAAUUAAAAAUCAGCUGAACAUAUUUCUGAUUUUAUCUAUACAUAUAUUAUGUAAAUAAUAAAAUAUUACAGUUAAGGAAAACCUCAUUUUCAGUGCCAGAAGAAUAAUGAAAUCAAAACAAAUAAUAUUGUGAUGAGGUUAUUUCUUCAACUCCCAAAGAAUAGAGCCCAUGAUGUUAUAGACUUGAAAGAAGAAACUCUUGCUAGGUUUGAACAGGAGAAUUUGGAAAUUCUAUGACAGGGACAGAUUUUUCCCUUAUAUGGAUUUAGAGAAUGAAUAGUUGUGCCUUAUAGAAAAUAACAAGAGAAUCAAGUUCAAUGUGUAUUAUAUUACCAGGUGGCCAUGUUAUGUGUUUAAAUAAUUUUAGUUUUCACAAAGAUAAAGAAAUAUUAUGACACAUUAGUUUUGGUCCAAAUGACCACGAUAGCAUUGCCAUAACUUGUAAAAUUUGGACUGCUGGUCAAAAUAAUAUUGUAUAUAUGUGUGAGGUUGAUAUUGUUAUUAUUAUGAGGUUUUGUUUUCUAAGGAAGUUGAAUUAUAAUGAUAUUUCAUUUUCAGAAGAGCUACAUAAUGUUGUUAUCGCUGAGGUUUAUGAUUAAGUGCCUUUUUCUCAGAUAUUUAUACUUCUGGUACAAAAAUUUACUCUACAAUGAAACAUUGCAUUCAGUCAUAAUUUAAUAGCUCUUCCCCUCUACACCCAUCUAACAAAUACUAUUGAUUUGGUGGUGUUUCCAUAUGCUAUCAAAAAUCAUAUGGAUCAAAAGAACAAAAUUUCAAAUCGUCUUCAAAUCUUGUCAUGUAGCAUUGACUUUUCACAGAAAUGCUAUAGGCAAUCUAUACUAUUUUUACCUAAAAUGACUGUUCUCCUACUAUAUUUAGAAUGCACUACAUUAUCCCAAAACAAGAAAGGUUGAGAAUAAUGGCUACAACCAGAAACAAUUUAGGUAGGAGUUCAUGUUUCUAUCCAUUCUAUGAUGAAAACUUCUUUAUAUCGAAUCAGAAUCUAAGGGCCAGGGAAUUGAACCUGACUUAGUAAUUUAAAAAUUGAAUAUGUGUAACAACAUACAGAAUUAGCAAAGAUCAGAAAGCUUUGUACAGUGAAACAUAUAGCAGUAGGAUCCAUAUUUAUGGGAUCAUAGAUUUAGAGUUGGAAGGGGCCUUAGAGGCCAUCUAGUCUAAUGUAUUUGACAUAUAACCCAACAAGUCCAUGAAUAUAUCAAACUAUAACACCCCUGUUUAAUAUCCAGGUUACUCCUAUGGAAUCCCUUUUCCCACCUCCACCCCUACAUCUGAUAAUAUGAAUAGUGCCCUUUGCUAGAGUAAUCUUUCUGGGAUACCCCAGUUAAGUUUUGAAUCAUGGGUAUAUGCCAGGCUAUCUUUGAUUAUUCUUAUUAGAAGGGAUAUAUUUUUGUGGCUCCAAAAGUUUCUCUCAUUAUUGCUGGCAUAGAAGGGACAGUAGCAGUUCAAGCUGUUACCAUUCCCAGUACUUCUCUAGUUCUGUGUCUGUAGUAACUCUAGCAGGACAGGUGAUAUGGGGAGGAAUUGUGGGAGCAGAAAAAACUUGAAAUUCUCAAUAGUGGCAGCAAUAAAGACAGGAAGGUGAUUGGAAGUAGAGGAAGGAUAAGUUAGGUCUCCUUAAGAAUACUUGUGCCUCAGUCUGGAACUGUCCUAGCCACACAAAACGUUGAUAUUUGUUAUUAGAAUCAAAUAUUAAUAAUCAUCAGACUAGAUAAUGGUGCUUGUAAAAUGGGAUAAUUUUUAAAGAUCCCCCAAUGGGAUUAUACCAAACUUUUCAGUUCAUGUCGCCAGAAGCCUUUUUCUUAAUUCAUUACACAAUGAAUCCACUGUUGUACUUAAUUCUUGAGAUAUUACAGAAAGAAGAUGUCCUGAAAUAAUUCCCCAUAGCUGCCCCCAAUAUAUCGAUAAAAUAUUUGUCUUUAUGGCAGUUAGUAAAUAUAACAAAUAGACCAAAUUUCAGAAUGAUAGCCCUGAUUACUCACAUGUGAAGAAUUUACGACAGGACUUAGGCUUAGGACAAUACCAAUUUGAAAGAAACAUUAACCUGAAUUGAUGAUGCAACAUAACAGCUUAAGCAUAAGCAGAGAAAGCUUGAUCUGAAAAGAAUUUCAUAACCACCUAAAAGUACCAUGUUUACAAAUCAAAGAAAGAAAAAUACAAAAAGAAAAAGCUAUAAUAAACUCCCAAAAUUAGGAGGAUUUGGAGAAAAUAAUCUUACUUUUUAGACUUUGAUAUUUGUAUUUCUCAGAUUUUCAAGCAGUUAGCCCAAAACUCCAUGAUUUCAUGAAAGCUAUUUUAUUUUUUACUUAGAAAAAUGCUAUAGGCUCAUUCAUUUUGAACUGAAACAUUCAAGGUGCCAUAACAUGCUACAUUUAUUUUCCAGUGUUAUUUCUUGUAUAUGUUAUUUGGGAAUUUUAUCUUAUUAUUUGUGGGUUUGGUUGUUUCAACACUGCAGAUUUAUAGCCUAUAUUUUGGUUUAAAGAAUAUGAGCUAGAUUUUUCCACACAAAGAAGCUUAUAAUUUGAUCAAAUAUGUUAUUAGGAUUUGUGGAGAUUUAAUGUAUUAUCAGAAAAGGAAUACAUUUGAAAAAGUUUGGAAGUACAUUUUAUUUUCCUAAUACUUGUAACACAAUGUACACUUAAUGUUGCCUCCUUUAAAUUGUAUUAAUUGAGAAGUUUGUUAUUUUCAAGUGAAAACUGUUAAAUAUGUGCAUUUAUACUUAUCUUUUAUAUGAAUGCAAUAUCCUGCCUUCAAUUCUUCACUGACUAUUGAAUUUAUUUAACUAAGACAUUCGGAGAGUUAGUUAUCAAGUCAAAAGUACCAGUUGAAAUCUCACUAGAGUGUGAGACAAAUAAGGUUUGUAAAGCAAAUGCAUUGUGCAAUAUUCCUUUUGAGUUGGAACAAACUUCAUAGAAAAUAAAACCACGUUUUAAAUGAG
Messenger RNA from Vombatus ursinus (common wombat), 8418 nucleotides. It is a transcript of the gene FILIP1, whose product is annotated as filamin A interacting protein 1. Bases 104 to 3838 code for a protein of 1244 amino acids. The record is from RefSeq and is a predicted model, not a curated record. The transcript has 8 exons. NCBI's taxonomy places the organism in Eukaryota, Metazoa, Chordata, Mammalia, Diprotodontia, Vombatidae.